Messenger RNA from Drosophila elegans, 1337 nucleotides. RefSeq lists its product as uncharacterized. The coding region runs from base 63 to 1304 and encodes 413 amino acids. The record is from RefSeq and is a predicted model, not a curated record. NCBI's taxonomy places the organism in Eukaryota, Metazoa, Arthropoda, Insecta, Diptera, Drosophilidae. The transcript is spliced from 3 exons.
CGCGUUUGAUUUUCCAUAAGAUUGUAGGCAAACAUAACCGAAGCUUCCACAACCCGAACAACAUGGGGGCGGACAAGUUGCCCGAAAUUCGCGAUCUUUCUAAGGUGGUUGAACAACAGUUAUCAGGGGUUCGUCUCCUUAACUUUGAGAUAAGCAGCCUUACGCAGCCAGGCGACAACUACGGAGGCACUCUCUUUUCGGUCAAUGCGCAAUUGCAGGGACCCGACGAAAAGCUGUUCGAGGAGCAACUGGUGGCCAAGGUGCCUCCGACAGAUCCCAAUUAUUGGCAGUUUUUUCAGCCCGAGCGGACCUGCCUUACUGAGAACGCCGUCUACAAGAUCUUGGCUCCUGCCCUGGCCAUUCUCCAAGAUGAAGCUGGCAUCCCCAAAGAGGACCAAUUCAAGGGAUUUGCUCGGUAUUACGGAUCCCGCGAGUGCCUCGAUUCCAACUCCUCUAAGGUAGAUCAGAAUGCAGUGCUGUUGCUGGAGAAUUUGCGAAGCAGCGGCUACGUUCCAGGCCAGCGACUGCGACCCUACGACCUACCCCACACGAUGUUAGCCCUUCGAUAUAUGGCAGAGUUUCACGCCCUUCCGCUGGCAAUGCGACUUCUCAAGCCCGUGUUGUUCCGGGAGCAGGUGCAACCCUUCUUUGAAAAGUUUGAUUGGCAUGCUGCUGCACCCGAGUCGAAAGCUUUAAUGAAGAAAGAGACCCUCGAGGACAUCCGACGAGCUACCAACAAUGAUUCCAAAACUGUGGCCCGUAUAAAAGAAUUAUCGGACGAGUUUUUUGAGUUCUUGGCCGCCGCCCCAGACAGACCAGAAGGACCAUUUUGCAGUAUUAUACACUGUGACUUCUGGAUAAAUAAUCUAAUGUUUCUUUACGAUGGGUCUGGAACACCCAUCGACCUGAAAAUCAUCGACUUCCAGACUGCACAGUACGAUUCCGUAGUGCAUGACAUAAUCUCGUUCCUGUUAUCAAGCGUUGAUACGGCUAUCUUGGAGAUACACUUCGAACACAUGUUAGAAGCCUACUACAUGGCGUUCGUUAGUUGCUUGCGCCGUGUGGGAGCUGAUUUGGCGAUUCAUACUUACGAAACGUUUCGAGCGGAGGUGAAGCGGGUGGCGUACAUCCAAGUUCCCCACGCUAUCUUCAUGACGCGCUUCAUUUUGGCGGACAGUGUGGAAAGCGAGAAAGCGGAAGCCCGAGAGCUUUCGAAUGUGCUGAAGAGCCCGGGAUCGGAACGCAUAAGCCGGAAAUUAAGCCAGAUUUUAGACUUGGCCCAAAAGUUUGACAUAUUGUACUAGGGCAAUAAACUGAUUUAUAAUGGAAGCCUCUAA